ACUCAUUUUAGCAACAGUCACAAGACAGGAAGCAUGUUGUGUAAUGGUUCCCAAAUGAAACAAACAGAUAAGCACUGGUUUCAGUGUUCAUCACCAGCAAUGCUCUUCUGUGAAACAAUACUUUGAAAAGCAGUAGUAACGAAUGCUGUGUUGAGUCGUACAGAAAUGUUCGGCCUUUGUGGAUUUUGCCCUUUGUUUAUCAUUCAUAGUUGAUUUAUUACUCUGUGGUUCAAGGGCGUGUUAUUCAGUUCCCUCAUUCUGCAGACAUUCUUUCUGAGUAUUGCGCUUCCUUCAGCUCUCACUGGAUUCAUCUUAACGGGAUAUAAUGGACCUGAAAGAGUACUUGAACAGGAUUGGGUUUACUGGCCAAUAUGACAAACCCGACCUGGACAAUUUGUUCACCAUCCACAAGCUGCAUGUUAUGAAAAUUCCAUUUGAGAACCUCAGCAUCCAUUCUGGCGAGAAGAACACUAUGGACCUGCACAUCAUCUAUGAUAAAAUAGUCAAGAGCAACCGGGGAGGCUGGUGUUGUGAAAACAACCUCUUGUUCUCAUGGGUCCUGAAGGAAAUGGGAUACAAAUUCACCAUGCUAGGCUCCAAAGUGUUCAACUCACUGGAACAGGAGUUCUUCACCAUGGACUCUCAUCUUAUCAAUCUGGUGGAGAUUGAUGGGAAGCAGUACAUUGCAGAUGUGAGCUUUGGAGUGUCGUGCCAAAUCUGGCAUCCCUUAGAGUUGAUCUCAGGUAAAUACCAGCCGCAGCCUCCAGGUGUAUUCCGCCUCAUAAAUAAUGGCAUGCAGUGGGUUUUGGAGAGGACCAGAAGGAAGCAAUUGGUCCAAGAUAACGCCUUUGCUAAUUCCAGCCUCGUUGAUAAACGGCUCAUCAAAACAUUAUACUCCUUCACAUUAACACCCCGUGAUGCAGAUCAUUUCCGAGAGAUGUCUGAUUUACUGCAGACUAGUCCAGACUCUCUGUUCAUGCUCAAAUCCAUUUGCUCCCUUCAGACGCCCACAGGCUUCAGAGCUCUGAUUGGUUGGACGUACAGCGAGGUCACAUUCAAAGAAGACUCAGACUUGGUGGACAUGAAGGAAGUCCCAGACUGUGAGAUAGAGGCUUUACUGAGGGAAAAGUUUAACCUGGUGCUAGUAAAUAAAUUCACACCCCAAAACAACAAAGCUGAUUAUUGCAUCUAGAACUCAGCUCAUCUAAUAAUUUUAGUAAUCAGGGUGUUUGCUUGAAUAUUGAGAUAAAAAUGGUACUCUCUGAAGGCUCUGCUUUGUUGUCUUUUAUUAUUUUGUUAAUGCUCUCUAUAUACAUUUAAUCAUUUUUCAAUAUUUUUGUUAUUUAGGCUGUGAAACCAUGUCUCCAUUUUAAGGUUGCAAAUGUCAUAGAACGAUGUGGAGGAAUAAUUUUCCAUUGCAUUUGCUUGACAUAACAAUAGGCCUACUCGUUGAGUCGUUGGAUUUGUACUUGUCAGAUGAACUACACCGAGAAGGAUGUAAUUAGCAUCAUUCAGUAGACUGUGCUCAUUAUUACCUUUGUCUACUUUGUCUCCUACUUUCAGCUCUUUUCUUGCAUAUUCUGCCUCACUGCUGGGCUGGUAUAAAUGUUUGAUACAUGUGAAAUUUUGUUAGUCUACAAACAAAUAAACAAUAUAUGAUGUCA
Onychostoma macrolepis is the source of this 1664-nucleotide messenger RNA. Its product is annotated as arylamine N-acetyltransferase, pineal gland isozyme NAT-10-like. Gene Ontology annotation, molecular function: acetyltransferase activity. Bases 326 to 1192 code for a protein of 288 amino acids. The record is from RefSeq and is a predicted model, not a curated record. The transcript has 2 exons. NCBI's taxonomy places the organism in Eukaryota, Metazoa, Chordata, Actinopteri, Cypriniformes, Cyprinidae.